GUUAAAUUAUGCCAUUUGUACACUAUUGAUUUCCUCUUCUAAAAGGAUUGAACUUUAUUUUAAUAUUGAAAAGGUAUCAUAAGUUAGAUUGUUAGAUUUCAUAAGAAGUUAGGUUGGAAAUUUGAUUGGAGAGUUAAAUCUUUUCUUCUGAUGAUCUGACUUAAGGAGUUUAGAAAGUGAAGAAGACUAGAUUCCUAAGAGUUUUUGUAGCUCUCUGAAUAUCAACUCUAGAGAAAUUUUGGUAAGUACAGCAAACAUUUAUUGAGCUUUAUGGAGGCCUUUUAGGUAGAGGCAGUGUGAGAUGGUUAUUGGAAGAGUUACCCAAAUAAAUGGGACUUGGCUUUUGUUCACUGUACCCUUGCAGUUUAGUGAGGACGAUGUGAGUAAUAAUACAGAGUAGUGAGUGAUUAAACAUACCAUCAGAGUUCUCUGGGAAUAUAGAUGACUUAACAGCUAAUCAGGCUGUGCAAAUUGGAGAAAAUUUUAAUGCAGAAGUGAGAUUUAGGGGCACCUGAGUGGCUUAGUCGGAUGAGCAUCUGACUUCAGCUCAGGUCAUGAUCCCGCGGUUUGUGAGUUCGAGCCCCACAUUAGGCUUGCUGCUGUCAGUGCAGAGCCGGCUUCAGAUCCUCUGUCCUCCUCUCACUGCCCCUUCCCCAUGCACUCUCUCUAAAUAAAUAAAACAUUAAAAAAAAAAAAAAAGUGAGAUUUAGACCCUUGGCAACAGGCAGCUGGUCAUGGUGGAGCAGCCCUGGAGUAGAGGCUGUGGUGGUGUGGGACCUUAUGCAGUGGCUGCAGGGCUGAUGAGAAACUGCUAAAGUUCCUGUGGAAGCAAAUUAGAAUUUCCUAAGAAUAUAAUGGAUGGAGAAGAGAAAACCCAUGGUGCCUAUGAAGGCACUGAAACCAUGUAUGUCAAAUUGAUAUCUUACGGUCACGAAUUUAUUGUAAAAAGAGAACAUGCAUUAACAUCUGGAACAAUAAAAGCCAUGUUGAGAGAUAAAGUCAGUUUUAGAGAGAUCCCCUCACAUAUGCUAUCAAAAGUAUACAUGUAUUUUAUGUAUAAGAUUCACUAUACUAACAGCUCCACACAGAUCCCUGAAUUCCCAGUUGCACCUGUAAUUGCACUGGAACUGCUGAUAGCUGCAAACUUCCUAGAUUGUUAAGUAAAAUAAAGUAUAAUAAACUGUUAACUUUUUUCAGGAUUUAAUACCUGUACUUCAGCUAAUUUUUUCAUAUAUAGCAUGUUGCCUGUGUGCAGUUGAACUUUUUAUUUUUAAGUUUUAUUUAUUUUGAGAUAGAGUGCACAAGUCAGGGAGGAGCAGAGAGAGGUAGAGAGGGAGAAUCCCAAGCAGGCUCCACAUUGUCAGCUGUCAGCUGAUGUGGGGCUCAACCUACGAACUCUGAGCUUAUGACCUUAGCCAAAGUCACACGCUUAACUGACUGAGCUGCCCCGGCACCCCUGUCCUCGGGUCUUUUGAAUGGUCUGUUGCUUCAUAUCAUUUAGGUCUCAGUUCAAAUGUUUUGUCCACUGAUCUUUAUCCACCUAAUUUAAAUUUACCCCUAGGACACAUUUCACAUAAAUUAUGAUGUUUUGCAGUCCUCAUAGAGCUUUCAGUGUCUGAAAUCUUGCUCUUCUUUGACUUUUGUUUGUUUUAUUGCCUUCCCUCUAAAGUAAACUCCAUGAGAGCUAGCCCUGUAUACUGCUGCAAAGACAAGGAGGUAUAGAAUAGGGUUUGAUACUUAGUAGGUAACUCAAUAAAUAUUUAGUGCAUGAGUGAGUGUGCUUUGUUAGCAAUAGCAAGUAUUUUAGUAUCAAUGGAGUAUGUUUGGAUUACUGUGAUAUGUUUGGAUAGCUCAGUCAAUAAUAUAAAGUAGGAGCCUUUAUGACCUAUGGAAGGCCCCUGUGGCCCAUGCUAAUGAGCAUGGACUUUACUCCAGAGUUAAAGAAGGGUCAUUAAAUACCUGUGAGGAUAUUUGUCACAGUUGAUUUUGUGAUUUUAAAGAUUACACUGGCAGCCCAGUGGAGAAAAAGACUGGGGGAGAGCAAGAAGGCUAUUAAACAGUUCAUUGUGAACUUCAAACAUUUGCUUGGGGGCUGGAUUGGUUCGGAAGGUUGAGAGAUGGGUUGUAUAAGGGAUUGAUGACCAGUUUGAUACGAGUGAUGAGGGUAAGAAAAGGGUGAAGAAUGACUGCUGAAUUUUUGGCUGAAUGAUUGAGAAUUUUAUUUUGGUCAUUUUAAGUUAAGGAGGUCUUUAGAACAUGUAGUUUCGUAGGAUCAAGUGCCUAAGAGUUGACAUUAAACUGCAAGCAGCAUGCUUUAAGUAGGAGAAAAGUGUCAGUAAGACAAUUCACUGUGAACAUGAAGUACUUGGUUUUUAUUCUUCUCCAAAUAGCUUACAGAGAUGUAGGUGUUAGUGGGGCCACCUUUUUUUUUUUUUUUAAUAAAACUUAGAAUUGUCUUGAGUGAGCAAGUUCAUUUUUGAACAAGAUAAUUUGACCUGAAAAUUUUAGAGGACUAGCUGUCAGUAUAAUAAAAGAAUCCUGAUAUAUUUGGAGUAGAAUUGCUUCAUGAUAAGGUCAUCAGAAAAUUAUAAAGUAUGCUACCAUGUAAGAGGGUUCUUUUAUUAGAUGUUUAUUUUGUCACCCUUUUAAAUGUUUUAAGGUUAUCUAAAUGUAAUUUUAGUUUAGUGCAUUUGAUGCCAAAUUCUCCCAGGUAAUAAAUAGACACAUUUAAUUGUGGCAAGUAAGAAAGCCCAAGUUUUAGGUAAGAGCUCAGCCUCUGGAGUCAGUGCAAAGUGGGCCCAGAUGCCAGCAUUGCCAUUUCUAGAUAGGUGGCCAUGAGCAAAGUACUUAACUUCUUUGAUCUUAAUUGAUUUAUCUCUAAGGUGGAGAUAAUUACACUAAAUUCUCUUUAGGUAAAAGAAAAAAAAUUAGAUGUGAUUAAGUGUUUAGCAUAGUGCCUAAUAUUUUAGAGGUAUUUGAAAAAAGUUCACUUACAGAAUUAUUUAGCAUUAUUUAAAAAAAUUAAAAACAAGGGGGAGUAGGUUACAACCUGAUUUUUUUACCAUUUCAUUUUAAGAUUUAUUUUAAAGUUUAUUUACUUAUUUUGAGAGAACGUGAGCAAGAGAGGGGCAAAGAGAGAGAGAUGGAGAAAGAGAGAGUCCCAAGCAGGCUCUGCACUGUUAGUGUGGAGUCCCACACGGGGCUCCAUCUCACCAAUGGUGAGAUCACGACCUGAGCCGAAAUCAAGAGUUGGAUGUGCAACCAAUUGAGCUGCCCAGGUGCCCCUCAUUUUAAGAGUUGAAUAGUUGAAUACUCAGCCUGUGUACUCUGAUCAUACUGUUAAAGGAGGGUCUACAAUGUAUGGACUGUAGCUGUUACCUGUCAAUAUUCUGUAAUGCACAGUGUCUGCUUAGGAAAUAAAAAUCGUAUGACAGAUUAGUAAAGGCUUUUUUUUUUUAAUUAUUAUUUUUUAAUGUUUAUUUUUGAGAGAGAGAGAGAGACAGAGACAGUGCACAAGCGGGGGAGGGGCAGAGAGAGAGAGGGAGACACAGAAUCUGAAGUAGGCUCCAGGCUCUGAGCUGUCAGCACAGAGCCUGACGUGGGGCUCAAACUCACAAACUGUGAGAUUGUGACCUGAGCCAAAGUCAGACGCUUAACCAACUGAGCCACCCAUGUGCCCUAGGGCUUUUAAACAGGAUAGCAAUAUCCUUUCUUUGCUUCCUUCCUUCCUCCUUUCCUUCUGUCCUUUUUUUUAAUGUUUAUUUAUUUUGAGCGAGAGAGAAUGAGUCAGGGAAAAGGGCAGAGAGAGAAUCCCAAGCAGGCUCUGCACUGUCAGCACAGAACUUGAUGCAGGGUUCAAUCCAACGACCUGUGAGCUCAUGACCUGAGCCGAAAUCAAGAGUCACGCGCUUAACUGACUGAGCCAUCUAGGCGCCCCUGUCUUUAUUUAUUUUUUUAAAUGGUAUGUUAUGAACAAACUUAGCAUACCAUCUAUUGUAGGCAUUUUCAAGAGAAGACUUUACUUUUGCAUGGUGUCUGGCUUUGUAAACUACUGAAAAAAACACCAUAUUCAGCUAUGCCUCAUAGGAGGGCAGUUUUAAUGGUGGUGUAGUAUGUAAAAACCUGAUAGUAUUCUAAGAUUCUUCUCUCCUGUUAAUGGAGAUAUAAUUGUAUUAGUUAAAAGUGUACAACAUAAUGAUUUUAUUUAUGUAUUUUUGUUAUGAUUAGACCUAGGACUGUACACUUUGUUUUUAAGGAAAGGCUGCAUAGAAUUUUGAAGAGGUUUGGUAAACAGCUUUGGAGUUAGUGUCAAUAACUGGACAAAGAUUGAGUUUACUUUUCAGAAAUCGUUGAGGAUCCAAUUUUUUUUGAGAAAAAAGUAGGACUUGGUUGAAUAAAAGGGGAAAUUGUUCUUGGAUGAAAAUAUUAAAUAUUAUAAAGAUAUAAAUUCUGCCAAAAUUAAUUCAGAGAUUAUGCCGUUUUAAAAAUAACUACAGAGUUUGUUUUAGAACUUGACAGAUCGUAAAGUUCAUCUGGACGAAUGAAUGUGUGAGAUUUUAAUAAUCUGAACAGCUAGUAUAAACUUACAGUAAUUAAAUCUUUAUGAUAACUAGCAUGAGUUUAUAAAUCCGUACAAUAGUCUAGCCCCCCAAAUUGAGCCAAUAAUAUAUAAGAAUUGGAUGUGUUAUAAUGGAGAUUUCAUAGAUCAUUUGAGAGAAGGGAGGGUUAUUAAAUGGCAUUAGAAUGUCUACUUUGUGGGGCGUCUGGGUGGCUCAGUCGGUUGAGCAACUGACUCUUGAUUUCAGCUCAGGUUAUGAUCUCAGGGUCAUGGGAUUGAGCCCCACAUCAGGCUCCUCACUGAAUGUGGAGCCUCCUUAAGAUUUUCUCUCUCCUUUGCUCCUCCCCUGCUUAGUCGUAUGCAUUCUCUCUCCCCCUGCCCUAAAUAAAUAAACUUAAAAAAAUAAAAGAAUGUCUUUUUUGUGUUUUGAUGUAAAAAAAUCAGGUUAGUUCUAUACACUGUAUAUCUAACCAAAUUCUAGGUGAAUUUAAAGCAAAUUUUUAAAAAUGUGGAAAAAAAUAUUCUUGAAUGUUUAUCAGAAUUUGAUAGGAAGAAUGACUUUCAAAGCUUGUUUGUGUUAGUGCUAUCAUGUUAAAUUUAUUUAGAUUGUUAUUCAAAUUUAGUCUAUUAAAAAAAAAAGCUACAUAUGAGAAACAAUAUUACCAAGAGCCAAAAAAUUACCAGCAAUAUAAAUCCAAAUAAAUACUUGUUAGCAACUGUGACCAAGGGAUACUGUUUUGUUUUGUUUUGUUUUUUUACAAAGCACACAUAGAGGUUUUUGGUAAAAACGUAAGAGCCUCUUUAAAUGAGCUGAAGACAUAGCAAAGUGUUCAAGAAAUUGACAGAAAAAUAUUAGGUAUAAUUAUGGAGGUAUAAUUGGCAUAAAAUCUUAGGAUUUUUAAAGCAUAUAUGUCUUGGUGAUUUGACAUAUGUAUACCUUGUGAAAGGAUUCACAUCUUGUUAACUAAUACAUCCAUCACAUCACAUGUUUAUCUUUUAGUGUGUGUGUGAGAAUGUUUAAGUUCUGCCCUCAGCAAAUUUCAGUUACGUAGCAUGGUGUUAUUACCUAUAGUCAUCAUGUUUUACAGUAGAUCCUCACACCUCAUUCAUCUUACAGUUUCCUUACUCUCAGUCCCUGGCAACCACUUUUCUACUCUGUCAUCUCUGUGAGUUGACCCUUUUUUUUUUUUUUUUUUUUUGGAUUCCACAUGUGUGAUACCAUUCAUUGUUUGUCAUUCUCUGGCUUUUUUCAUUUAGUAUAAUACCCUCAAGGUCUGUACAUGUUGUUGCUUAAUAGCCUUUUUAAAAAUCAGUUUGCCAAGUAUGGAUUCAGUACUGAUACACAUUCAGUGCAUAAGAAAGUUUUUAGACCUUUAGAUCCAAGAAUCCUUCCAAUGAAGAAAUAAAACUUUCCACAAAAAUAGGGCACUUUAUAAUAGAAAAGCCUUGCAAGCUAAAUGGUCAUAAUUUAUAUAAUAGUGUUAGAGAGGAAAAUUGUAGGUUCUGAAUACUAUUUAUAGUGUAUUAGUUAACAGAAGAGUUUGAGUUUAGGUUCUGUAAUGUAUUAGCCCUGUGACCUUAGCAGACUUGCCUACCUUUCUUUGUUUCACUUAUUCAUCUGUAAAACUGAGCUAAUAAAACCCACCUCAUAGGGUUUGUUGUAGGGAUUAAAUGAAGUGUAGUGUCUUUAAAAUACGUAAAAGGGUUUCUGCUUAUAAUGGCUUAGCGCUAUAGUGACAGAUAGACAAUAUAUAAAUAUUUUUAUUUUACAACCAAAUAUAAAUAACCAUUAACAAAAACUGGAAAGAACUAAUCCUAUUAGGGCAGUUUGCCCUUCAUUGACCUGCCAUUUUCUGUAAUGUACAUGAAUUUGUAAUAAAAUACUUUUUUUAGUUGAAGAAUGUUUGGUCUUAGCAAUUGCAGCCAGAGAGAGUAAGGAUGCACAUCAUGCUAUAGAAAUACAGCUGUGUACAUGCUUUCAUGGACUUUAGUAGCAAUUUUGUCCCUCCAUCCUUUCCUGUGCAGGUUACCCCAGAAUUAAUGAUAUCUACAGCUUGGUGCCUAGGAUUUUGUUCUACGCUUAGAAAAUAUGUGUCAGAUGAACUUUUGUCUUUUCUGUAAUAGAUCAGUCUCCUUUUAGUCUAUUAUAAUUUAAAAGUGUGUGGAUAUAUAUUUAUUUUAUUUUAAAAGAACAGGUUCCUUGAGAUUAGUUUGUGUGAUUUUAUGGAGUAUCUAUGUUCUGAGCAAAGCAGUGGAUGAGAAGGAAAAGGAAGCAUGCUGAAUUGUUAACAGUUGGAAUAUUUAGGGACAUGGGAUUACUUGAAUCUCUUAUUUUCAUUUAUAUGAGGCAUAACUAUAGUGACCAUGAGUUUAAAUUUGACAGAGGACAAAAAUGCUUAAUUUGAGAAUUGAUUUCCAUAUAAAUUACCAGAUAUUUUAAGUUAGAGCCUUGUGUUUUCGGUUAUAGGGAAUUUUAAGAUAGUUACAACUUACUCUUUACUUGAUUUUCUAAAAUUACCAUGACAUGUUAAUAGCCAUGCUGUUAAAUAUAAAAUAGAAUAGCACAUUUAAGAAAGUUUAAAGAUAAUUUCAGUUGUAAUGAGUUUACUGUAUUAACAGAAAUUUUGUGAAAUUGCCUAAAGUGAACAUAAACUAGUGCUAGUAUUAUUUUUUGUAUACUUUUUUUAUUAAAAAAAAUUUUUUUUUAAUUAGUUUUAUGUAUUUUUGAGAAGCAGAGAGAGACAGAGCGUGUGUGGGGGAGGGACAGAGAGAGAGGGAGACACAGAAUCGGAAGCAGGCUCCAGGCUCUGAGCUGUCAGCACAGAGCCUGAUGCGGGGCCCAAACUCAUGAACCGUGAGAUCAUGACCAGAGCCGAAGUUGGAUGCUCAACUAACUGAGCCACCCAGGUGCCCCUUUUCUGUAUACUUUAAAAAAUUUUUUUUAAUGUUUAUUUAUUUGAGAGAGAGAGAGAGAGAGAGAGUGAGAGGGAGGGAGGGGCAGAGAGAGAGGGAGACACAGAAUCCGAAGCAGGCUCCAGGCUCUGUGCUGUCAGCACAGAGCCUGAUGCAGGGCUCAAACUUACGAACCGUGAGAUCAUGACCCGAGCUGAAGUCAGACGCUCAACCGGCUGAGCCACCCAGGCGCCCCUAUAUACUUUUAUUAAAGUGUACUUUUUAGCAGAAUGUAUAAAACUUACCAUUGGAUAUUUUAGUUUUCAUUAAUGUAUAGCUGCAUUUUAUUUUAUUUUAGCUUCUUACCCUGGCUUCCUAAAAGUCUUUUUUUUUUUUUUU
Messenger RNA from Panthera uncia (snow leopard), 7849 nucleotides. Its product is annotated as elongin-C-like. NCBI's taxonomy places the organism in Eukaryota, Metazoa, Chordata, Mammalia, Carnivora, Felidae. Gene Ontology annotation, biological process: ubiquitin-dependent protein catabolic process. The record is from RefSeq and is a predicted model, not a curated record. The transcript has a single exon. Gene Ontology annotation, molecular function: protein-macromolecule adaptor activity. Gene Ontology annotation, cellular component: elongin complex. The coding region runs from base 855 to 1160 and encodes 101 amino acids.